Molecule: messenger RNA, 1206 nt
Organism: Archocentrus centrarchus (flier cichlid)
Lineage: Eukaryota; Metazoa; Chordata; Actinopteri; Cichliformes; Cichlidae
Product: probable G-protein coupled receptor 25
Exons: 1
Coding region: 1-1095 (364 amino acids)
Biological process (GO): G protein-coupled receptor signaling pathway; cell chemotaxis; positive regulation of cytosolic calcium ion concentration
Cellular component (GO): external side of plasma membrane; membrane
Molecular function (GO): C-C chemokine receptor activity; C-C chemokine binding
Source: RefSeq, a predicted model, not a curated record
AUGGACGGAGACACACAUCAAGAAUACUAUUUCUAUGGGAAUGAAAACUACACUGACAAUGAUUCAAUUUUUGAUAUCACACCAUGUGAACCCCAAACCCUUUCUGGCUCUGAGUUCUUUUUGCCUACCAUUUAUUUCUUGAUAUUUUUAACUGGAUUUUUUGGCAACCUUUUUGUGAUCUUUGUGGUGCAAAGCAAGAAGAGAGGCAGUCGACUGGUCGACACCUUUGUUAUCAAUUUGGCUGUGGCGGACCUGGUGUUCGUGGUCUCGCUGCCACUGUGGGCCAUUUCUGCCAGCCAGAAGAACUACUGGAACUUUGGGAACUUUCUGUGCAAACUGAGCAGCUACAUAAUUGCUGUGAACCGCUUCUCCAAUAUCUUCUUUCUUACCUGCAUGAGCAUUGAUCGUUACCUGGCCGUUGUGAAACUGAUGGACUCGAAGUACCUCAGGAGUAGCUGGUGCGUUUGGGUGACUUGUGCUGUAAUCUGGGGAAUCUCCCUGGUGCUUGGCAUCCCAUCUCUGAUCUACCGGAAAAUGAGUUAUGAUGGAAAGAUCUGCACAGAAGAUAUAAAUUCAACAUUUUUUUUGGGAACUAAUCUGAUCAUGGCCUUACUCACCUUUAUCUUUCCAGUCUUUAUCAUCGUGCUCUGCUAUGGCAACAUCAUCAUGCACCUCAAUAAGCACAGCGCUGCUGCUGGAAACCCACGAGCCGAUGCGCGCCGAAAACACUCCCUGAAGAUAGUCCUCUGCAUCAUAGUGGCCUUUGUGGUGUCCUGGCUCCCCUACAAUGUUUUUAAAUCCAUCAUAGUUAUUUCACAUCUCACAGGAGCUGAGCUCAGUUGUGAAACUGAAUCAUGGCAACUCAAUGGGCUCACCAUCUCCUGCUGCCUGGCAUUCCUCAACAGCUGUGUGAACCCAGCCAUUUACUUUUUCCUGGACCAUCACUUCAGACGAAGCGCCGAGACCAUGUACAAAACCUGCUUAAGAAAGCCGAAGCUGCUGCAGAGCUUCAACUCUUCAGCUUCGUUCACCAAUGGCUUCACUUCAGAGAGCAAUGGAACAACUAAUGGGAGAAGUCAAUUUCAAAUGGCUUAGUGGGAGGAGAAGGCCAAUUACAAUCAUGAACUCUGAAAGUGGUAAAUUAAUCAUUUUAUUAGCAACUUAAGAUCAGUAUUACAUCUUGUUUUUAUAUCUCUUUUUAUAGAU